AUGGAGAGAACUCAUCGAACUGUUCAUUGGUUUCGUAAGGGGCUGAGGCUUCACGACAACGAAGCACUGUACCAUGCCGUAACAACAAGUCAGGUUGUUUUCCCAAUCUACAUCGUCGACGUCAGCUGGCAAAAGGAAAAAGAAAAGUUUUCAGCAAUCAAGACACGAUUCUUGAUCGACUGCUUGAAAGAUUUGGACGAAGGGUUGAAGAAAUGCGGGACAAGACUGUAUGUGCUUACGGGAGAUGCGACCCAAGUUAUCAAGAAGUUUUGCAAAGAAAAUGAAAUCACCCAAAUGACCUGGAUGAAAGAUGCGGAGAUUUUUUACAGAGAACGAGAUGAAGAAAUCACCAAGGUCGUCCAUCGAAUGGAAAUCAAAACCAAGUCCUUUCUCGGCCACACUCUUUACGACCCAGACGAAGUCAUUGCCAAAAACGGCGGAAAGAUCCCACUGACCAUGGAAGAAUUCUACGAAACCAUCAACGACAUGGAACAACCAGGAGCACCCUGCCCGACAGUAACUGCCAAACACUUCAAAAACUGCCUUCCCAGAGCCGUGGAAAAUCAUGAUAGCUUGUAUGGAAUUCCGAAGAUUGCUGCUUGGGGUCACAGUGCUCCCAGAUCGCUGACGAUUUAUAAGGGAGGAGAACGACAAGCGCUCAAGGUCUUGAAGGCAAAAAUGGCGGAUUCGACACUUUUUACGCUCAAUGGUUUCAAUCAAGGGGUGAAAACAAAACUUCCGCACACGACGUACCUCUCUCCUUACCAGAACUACGGAUGUAUCUCCACCCGUUUCUUCUGGAAAUCCGCCGAAAAGCUCCCUGCGGAAAAGACCAUCAUCCUACGCGGACAGAUGAUCUAUCGAGAAUUUUUUUACGUAGCUGCGUCGCAAGUCAAUAAUUUUACCAAGAUGACUGGCAAUCGAAUCUGCCGCCAAAUCGAUUGGUACGAAAAUGCUGAUCAUUUGAAAGCCUGGAAAGAAGGAAAAACGGGCUUGAAAAAUGGGCCGAAAUUUAGUCCGGUAAGCCUAGUUAUGAGACAAUUGGUGACGGAGGGAUUUAUCCACCACAUAAACCGCUGGGCCGUAGCUUCGUUUCUCACAAACGGACAAUUAUGGCUAAACUGGGAGCAUGGGCAACAAAUGUUUGAAGAGCAUCAAAUUGAUGGAGAUUAUGCUAUGAAUGCUGGCUGCUGGAUGUGGUGCACUGGGAGCGCAUUCAAGGAGAAAAUCAGUGAGAGUACACUUGAUCCGGUGAAAUUUGCCAGACGAUGGGACCCCGAAGGCCAUUUCACGAGAAAAUACUGCCCUGAAUUGAAAAACAUGCCUUUGAAAUAUCUUUUCUGUCCCUGGGAAGCUCCAGAAAAUACUCAACGACACGCUCGGGUUCAAGUUGGGAUUGACUACCCUGCGCCAAUCGUUGAUUACAAAAAGACACGAAGUCAGAAUCUCGAGCAGAUCCGCAAAAUCAAUCUUUCCGAAUCCAUUUCUGCUCAAUAA
Oikopleura dioica is the source of this 1497-nucleotide messenger RNA. Lineage: Eukaryota; Metazoa; Chordata; Appendicularia; Copelata; Oikopleuridae. The record is from the annotation of a GenBank genome assembly.